Messenger RNA from Agelaius phoeniceus (red-winged blackbird), 4932 nucleotides. The record is from RefSeq and is a predicted model, not a curated record. Lineage: Eukaryota; Metazoa; Chordata; Aves; Passeriformes; Icteridae.
GAUGAACUUCGGGCUGAGAUGGAAGAAAUGCGUGACAGCUACUUAGAGGAAGAUGUUUACCAGCUGCAGGAGCUCCGGCGAGAGCUGGACCGGGCAAACAAGAAUUGCCGCAUUCUGCAAUAUCGUCUCAGGAAAGCAGAACAGAAAAGCUUGAAAGUUGCACAAACAGGCCAUGUGGAUGGAGAGCUCAUUAGGAGCCUGGAACAAGAUUUAAAGGUAGCCAAAGAUGUUUCUGUCAGACUGCACCAUGAGCUGGAGAGUGUGGAGGAGAAACGAGUUAAAGCAGAAGAUGAAAAUGAAGUCCUUCGGCAGCAAAUCAUUGAGGUGGAAGUAUCCAAGCAGACGCUGCAAAAUGAGCUGGACAAGUUAAAAGAGAGUUCCCUGAAGAGGAGAGGCAGCAGAGAAAUCCACAAAGAAAAAAAGACAUUUACCCAGGAGGACAGUGCUGAUUUGAAGUGCCAGCUCCAGUUUGCCAAAGAGGAGGCAGCGCUGAUGCGUAAGAAGAUGGCCAAACUGGGCAGGGAGAAGGACGAACUGGAGCAGGAGCUCCAGAAGUACAAGUCCAUCUAUGGAGAUGUGGACAGUCCCCUGCCUACUGGGGAAGCAGGGGGCCCACCCAGCACCAGGGAGGCUGAGCUGAAGCUUCGUUUGAAGCUGGUGGAGGAGGAAGCCAACAUACUGGGCAGAAAAAUAGUGGAACUGGAGGUGGAGAACAGGGGGAUUAAAGCUGAGAUGGAGGAUAUGAGGUGCCAAUAUGAAAAAGAGUGUCUCAGCAGGGACCACAUUUCAAGCAUUCCUACCUCGCCCUACGGAGACUCUGUGGAGUCAGCCACAGAGCUACGCAGGCACCUGCAGUUUGUGGAAGAGGAAGCAGAGCUGCUGAGGAGGUCAAUCUCUGAAAUCGAGGAUCACAACAAGCAGCUAACGAAUGAGCUGAACAAAUUCAAGUUCGAGCCGGGCCAGGAGCCAGGCUGGUUGGAUGAUGCAGCAUCCAAGGGUGGUGGGACCUUGCAAGAGGAGCUGAAGUCGGCCAGGUCACAAAUCAAUGAGCUGAGCGGGAAAGUGAUGAAGCUCCAGUAUGAGAACAGGGUCCUGAUGUCCAACGUCCAGCGUUACGAUCUGGCCUCUCACCUGGGCCUGCGCACUUCCAGCCCCAGGGACAGCGAUGCCGACAGCGAUGCUGGGAAAAAAGAGAGUGACAGCGAAGAUGGUCGUCCGCCACAGCCAAAGAGAGAGGGGCCCAUUGGGGGCGAGAGUGACUCUGAAGAAGUAUAUGAGAAGACGUCGGGUUUUGGGAGUGGGAAGCCAUCAGAAGUCAGCGACCUGUGCUCCACCGAGCUCAUGAGAGUGAAAGAGGACACUGAGUCAUUAAUUAACAUCAAACGUGAGGCCGAGCGACUUGAGAGGACUGUGGAACGCCUUAUCACCGAUACGGACAGCUUGAUUUAUGAUGCAAAGGUGCACGUAACCAGCAGCCCAUCCACAGAGCAGGAUUUCAGAAGUGGUGAGGAAAGGGGAGAAGAUAAGCAUGAACCAGAGCUUCUGGACACUGUCAACACCAGGAUGAAAGCUUUCCGGAAGGAGCUUCAGACCUUCCUGGAAAAGGUUGAUCACAUUGGAGAGGGCCUUAAGGAGCAGAUGGAGGACCUCUCCCCUCUUCCCCAUCUCACAGAGUCUUCCAGUUUCCUAUCCACAAUGACCUCCAUGUCCCGAGACUCUCCCAUUGGUAACCUGGGGAAGGAAUUAAUCACUGACUUCCAGUCCAAACUGAGGGAUCAGAUGGAGUGGCAGCUCAAACAAGAUCGUGGAGAGGAGCAAGAGAUUCGCCACCAGCGAGCCACCACCGACCCACACCGCAGAGCUGAUGGAGACAUUAAACUCUACAGGCCAGGAGACAAGGGCUGUUUCAGUCUAGAGCUCAGGGAUUCCCAUGUUUUACCUGUACAGAAUGUAUCGAUACAGGAGCUUCAGGCUCAGCUUGAGCAGGAGACAAGACUUCACCGAGAGGAGCAAGAAAAGUUUUCAGAAAGGAUCAUCCAGCUGGAGGAGGAGCAUCUGCAGACCCUGCGGAGAAAAGACUUGGAAGUGCAGAGCUUGACUUUGCAGAACAAACUGGAGGAGAAGACCUGGAGUCAGGAGAAAAAUCUGCUGCAGCAGGAACUCAGGCAUUUCAAGCAGGACACCUUUCUCCUGUAUGUCAAACUGAAGUGGCUGCUGAAACACUGGCGGCAAGGCAAGCGAAUGGAGGAGGAAGGGGAGGACACGUUAGAGAUCGAGCACCCUGAGGCCCUCCCAGACUUCAGCAUUCAGCCUGAGCAGAAGGCAAAUGAUGCAGAGCGAGAGGAGGAGGAAGAGGAUGUUGUGUUUGCACUGGCAGAUUUCUCCCAGCAUCCCACCACAGAGAGCACUGAUCAUGGACCACAGCUGCAGACUGCAGAGUUACUGCAGCAGCAGAAGCAGGCGAGUGAAAACCGGAAGCUCCUGAACGCUCUGAAGGGUUUGCUGGAUGACUUCCGCUCGGAGCUGCGGGACGAGGAGCGGGAGCGCCAGGGGCUCCAGCAGCAGUACGCCCUGCACAAGGCAGCCUGGGAGGUGGAAACCACUGAACUCAAGUGUCGCCUCCAACAGCUGGAAGGGAAGAGUGAGAACACCUCCGGAGAAACAGGUUCAGAUGCAAAGGGAGCUUUUAAAAGGGAAAGAGAGGAGCACAAGAAGCUUCUGGCUGACAGUCACAGCGUGGUGAUGGACCUCCGCUGGCAAAUCCAGCACAGUGAGAAGAACUGGAACCGGGAAAAGGUGGAGCUCUUGGACAGGCUCGAUAGAGACCGGCGAGAAUGGGACCGCCAGAAGAAGGAGCUGCUCAGGCGGAUAGAGCAGCUGCAGAAGGAAGCGAGCCCACGGCGAGGAGGUGGUUUGGUGUGUGACCCAAGCGAGAGCGGCCGGCGGCCGUUUGUGCCGCAGGGGAACUUCCGCGUGCCCCGUUCCAUGGGCUCCAGGUCCUACUCGGACUCCGACACCAUCCAGUUCGACGAGCGCUCGCUGUCCAAGCUGAAGGAGAGCGACCGGUGCAGCGGCACGGAAAACCUCUUUCUGGAGUCACUGUCCCUUGACUCCCCCGACGAGCCUGAGGAGCAUCGCUCUCGGCAGCUGGAGAGGGAGAAAUUCUUGACUGGACUAACAGAAGAGGAAGAAACACACAAAGGAAAUCUUCAAAGGGCAAUGUCUGUUUCUUCCAUGUCCGAAUUUCAGCGCCUGAUGGAUAUUUCUCCAUUUCUACCAGAAAAAAAUUUGCCUUCAUCUGGCAGCAAAGAUGACAUAACACCUCCCUUGUCUCCUGAUGAUCUGAAAUACAUUGAGGAGUUCAACAAAAACUGGGAUUACAAUGACACUAGGAGCCAUGGUGGGGCAACUGAGAAGCCUGCAGAGGGUUGGGCAGAAAGGACAGAAACUGGAAAAGCUGGGAAGGAUCCUGCUUCAGAUCCAUUCCAGGCAUCCUCAUGGUACCUCACCACCAGUGUCACUAUGACCACCAACACCAUGACCAGCCCAGAGCACUGCCAGAAGCAGCCAGUGAGGAGUCACAGUGUUACUGACAAAAUGGGAGUGCGGGUAUUCCACAGCCCGCCGGUUGUCCGUAGGUUUGAUAACUCAGUGAUAGCUGGCAGUGAAGGGAAAAGCCAGGCUGAGCCAGAUUUCCUCUUUUCUGUGACCAAAGCUAUGGGGAACGUCACUGAGACAAAAGGUGCUUCCUCGGACAUGUUUGGAAGGUGGUCCUGUGACCUGGCCAAACACCAUAAAGAUUUUCUGGAGAACGGUCUUCAUCCCAUUGAACGUCCUAUUUGCACUACUGUGGGCUUUGCCUCACCCUUGCACAGCUUGGAGAUGUCCAAGAACAUGAGCGAUGACAUGAAGGAGGUCGCUUUCUCUGUCCGGAAUGCGAUACGCUCCAACUCCACGGAGCCCCAGUUCAAGGACACGGCGUGCCAGACCAACGGCAUGAGGACGACAGGGACACAGACCACCCAGACCAUCAGCGUCGGCCUGCAGACGGAAACCCUGCGCAGUAUCACCAGCAGUCCACACAAGUGUCUGACACCAAAGGGGGGGUCCACGCCUGUCUCCUCACCAUCCAGAAGCCUGAGGAGCAGGCAGGUGACCCCCGUCAUUGAGAAGGUCCAGGCUAAGUUUGAACGCACAUGCUGCUCCCCCAAAUACGGCUCUCCGAAGCUGCAAAGGAAAGCCCUUCCCAAAUCAGACCAGCCAAAUAACCGGACUUUGCCUGGCACACCUCAGAAGGGAUUCAGUGAGUCCGCUUGGGCUCGAUCAACCACCACACGGGAGAGUCCUGUGCACACCACUAUCAACGACGGCCUGUCCAGUUUGUUCAACAUCAUCGACCAUAGCCCCAUCUUUCAUGAGACCUUCCAAAAAUGCCCCAGAUCUGGCAGCCGGUCCAGGUCAGCUGAACCCAGACCAGAACUGGGCACGUUGCAGGAGCCAUGUACAAAUGCCCGUGGCAGAUCACCCAGUCCUCUCCGUCUGGGGACAGAGACACAAAAGGAAGAAGGAUCUGAGGUGACAAGUAUUAGGCAGGACUUAUCUGCUCCUCCAGGGUACACACUUGCAGAAAAUGCUGCCAGGAUCUUGAAUAAGAAACUUUUGGAGCAUGCCUUAAAGGAAGAGAGAAGGCUACGUUCACACAGCCCACCAAAUCUUAGCAAUGACAACAGCACAGGAGAAAUUGUCAAAGUAGAUCCAGGGUCCAUAGAGAACCAAACUGUCUUAUUAACUACCCCCUGGGGACUCUAACCCUGCCUGCCUCACUGCUGAACUGCCUUGUUCUGCACUAGCCCCGUCCCUCCAACCCUGCUUCUCCCGGCCAGAGAGACCAGCGAAGCGGCGCCCACCGUCACGAUGGGCCUCACAUUCCCC